AUGGCAACUUAUUACCUAGCAAAUAUUUGCGGAUCGCAAUAUUCAGGAGGAAGGAUAUCAUUUAACCCAAAUGGUACUUCAGUUUUAGCUCCAGUUGGAAAUCGCAUAAACAUUUAUGACCUACAAACAAACAAAAGUUCUACGCUUUGUUCUGAAGCUAGAAGCAAUGUUGUGUUGAUAUCAUGCCACCCUUCCAUCCCGCUCUCAAUUAUAAUCGAUGAAAAUGGCAAGAUGACUGAUUUAAUUAAUUUAAUUCAGGAUAUGGAUACACUGCAGUUUAAAUCGUCCAGUACACUUUCUACCUCAGAAAGCAAAGCAUACGACGCUCUACAUUCGCAAAAAAAGACAUUAAUACACGCAGCCUUCAGCCCAGAUGGGAAGUACUUUGCAGUUUCAGUGGAAAAGAAGGUUCUGGUGUGGCUGUCGCCGGAUGAAAAGCUGAGUUGGAAGAUGACGCUGCACCUGGAACUAACAGGGCACCUGGAAAACAUAAAUAGCGUAAAUUGGUCAAGCGACUCAAAGUACAUAUGCACGAGCUCGAGAGACAUGACAGUUAGACUUUGGUGCGUAGAGCCGGACGAGGAAUUUGUACCAGUAGCGUUCGUAGACCAUAGAAGAUCAGUGAGAGCAGCAUUUUUUUCAAAGGACAUGAAGAGAAUAUGCAGUGUGUCGAAGGAAGGAGUAAUAAUACUUUGGAAAAAAACGGAUUCCGCAGAAGGUGAGACAGUGGAAAGUGAUAAUUCAGCUAAAUUGGUUGGAUCAAGGAGUAAGAGUAACGUUUUAAGGAAGUUCACAAAAAAAGAUAAAGUAAAUGUGUGGACAAGGGAAGCCAAGGGAUACUGUAAUCAGCCAGCUAAUGCAACGGUGGCAGUGGUGGCAUUCAACGAUGAUACGGGGCUGCUGGUGGUGGGAUUCACGGGAGGAAUGUUUGGAAUAUACAACGUGCCGGAGCUGACGACAGUGCACACGCUUAAACUGGGAACGCAGAUACCGGUGAUAGACUCAGUGGAUGUAACGAAAGACGGCCAGUGGAUAGCACUGGCGUGCUCGGAAACUGGCACGAUAGUGGUCUGGGAGUGGAAGAGCGAAACGUUCGUGAUGAAGCAGCAAUCGCAUUUCGGAGGAGUCAGGUGUUGCUCGUUCUCGUACGCGUCAAACCUGGAGAAACUGGGAAGUUUGGCGGAUAAUAGAGGAGACUUCGACAGGACGCUGUCCAGCAGAAGCCUGGGCAUGGGAACGAGGUUCCUGGUCGCAACGGGAGGCUUCGACGGGAAGGUGAAGCUGUGGGACAACAACACGGGUCUGUGCUACGUGACGCUGACAGAGCACACGGCGUCAGUGGAGGCACUGGCGUUCACGCCACAGGGAAAUGCUUUGAUAACGGCGUCAAUGGAUGGGACUGUUAGGUGCUUUGACCUGUUUAGAUUCAGGAACUUUAGAGUCCUAACAGCAGGCAGAGUCCAGUACACGAGUGUGGCAGUCGACUCGACAGGAACGAUAGUCGCAGCAGGAAGCAAGGGAGACACGAACUCAGUGUACAUAUGGCAGAUACAGACAGGGAAGGUCUUGGACGAGUUGGUAGGGCACACGGCACCAGUGUCAUCAGUGUCGUUCCACCCACACCCAUCGUACAACGGAUACCUGGUGUCAACCUCCUGGGAUAACACGAUCAAGAUAUGGAACGUGUUUGGAAGGAAAGAUAAGGCGGGAUCAGUUGAAUCGGUGAUCAACACAUCGAGCGUAGUCAGUGCAUCGUUUGACCCUAGGGGAAACUCGAUACUGGCAGCGUCGGUGCUGAGCGGCCAGGUGUUAUUCUGGGACUUGGAUAACGUGGAGCAAAUCGGGUCAAUAGAUGGACUGAGGGACAUACAAUCGGGAAGACACUACACAGAAGCGUUUUCAGCAAUCAACAUCAAGUCGGACCCGCACAACAUCAACAGAAACAACUACUUCAACUCAGUGUCGUACUCAGCCUGCGGAAGAACGCUGGUGUGCACAGCCAAAAACUCAGCGCAAGUGUGCGUCUACAGCACGGAAAACUACCUGCUGGUGCACGUCUACAACCUCACGAAAAACAACUCGCUCUCAGGAAUCAGCAGGUUCCUCAGCUCUAAGUAUAUGACGGAGUACGGGUACUCAGUACAGGAGCUGGACCUGUCGGACGAGGAGACGCACGAGGACUCGAAGAAGAUAUCGAGGAUAAAGGCGCACAAGGCGCUGCCGGGAGUGGACGUCGGAGAAUUUAAGGUGACACAGGACAGGUUCAGCGUGUGGGAGGUGAAGCACGCGCCGGACGGAAGGCAGUUCGCAGUGUCGACGUCAGGGGGAGUGCACAUAUACUCCCUGGACGCGGCGAGGAACGUGGAACACGCGAGCCAGGCGAUGAAGUCGCUGCACAGCUUCCAGCCGCAAAUAAUCACGAAGAACGUCACGAAGAGCGCGAUUCUGGAGCAGCUGAAGGCAGGGGACCACGUGCGGGCCUUCAUCCUGGCCCUGGCCAUGAACAACUACCAGCUCAUGCUGGAGGUGUACGAGGGCACGCCCGCGAGCCAGAUUGCCGCGGUGGUCUCGUCACUGGACCCUGCGCUCAUCCUCGUGCUGCUCAACUUCCUGAGGAACGCGCUGAACUCGCACUCGCCGAACGGGACCGUGCACCUGGGACUGCACCUGGCCUGGCUCAACGCGGUGUUCACGAUACACCAGAACGUGCUCGCGAGAUUCUCCGGCGCCGGCGAGUCGAGCGAGGGGCACUCGGACCUGAGGACGAUGAUGUUGUUGCUCCUGAGGCAGAUCAGGGACACUCGAGCGAACGUCCUCGGCCUCUUCUCCUCGAACGCCUAUACGCUGGAAUACCUCUCUAACAUGGGCUAA
Molecule: messenger RNA, 2871 nt
Organism: Theileria orientalis strain Shintoku
Lineage: Eukaryota; Apicomplexa; Aconoidasida; Piroplasmida; Theileriidae
Exons: 11
Coding region: 1-2871 (956 amino acids)
Biological process (GO): maturation of SSU-rRNA from tricistronic rRNA transcript (SSU-rRNA, 5.8S rRNA, LSU-rRNA); ribosomal small subunit assembly
Cellular component (GO): small-subunit processome; Pwp2p-containing subcomplex of 90S preribosome
Molecular function (GO): protein binding
Source: RefSeq, a predicted model, not a curated record